Chanos chanos (milkfish) is the source of this 1004-nucleotide messenger RNA. Its product is annotated as caldesmon. Gene Ontology annotation, cellular component: cytoskeleton. Bases 36 to 1004 code for a protein of 322 amino acids. The transcript is spliced from 4 exons. The record is from RefSeq and is a predicted model, not a curated record. Lineage: Eukaryota; Metazoa; Chordata; Actinopteri; Gonorynchiformes; Chanidae.
AUACUCUGCGCGAGAGUUAGCGACUUUAAAUCGCAAUGGAUCAUGCUUCGUAUGUUGCACGAAUGGUUUCGGAUGAAGCAACAGAUACAAAUGAUCGACCAGAAUUUACAUAUAAGUUGUCUGAGGAAGAACUGGGCAAAUUUGUGAGAUUACGUGCCACCAACGCUGCACUCUUUACUGGGAGGAGAAACGCAGCGAAAAUGGGAUGGAGGGCCAUUUUGAGAGAGAUGGGUCUUCAGAAGAAGAUGACAACAGUUCAGGCCAAAAAAAAAUGGGAGAAUCUCAAAAAGAAGUACAAGGAGCUGAAAAACCCACCCCCAGGCGCACAGGUUAACCCCACAAGCUGGCGUUGGUUCAAGCUUAUGGAUGACGCUGUAGAGGGGCGACUUGCUGAAAGUGACCUCAGUGUGUCCAUGCUGUCGGUGCCUAACGACAGCAAGGUCCUCGUGGGCAAGAAGUCCAGAGAGAGGGGUCGCAGGCCUUGCAGUAGCGAGAUUGAGCUUUUGAUUGAUGGUGAGGACACAGUGGACUCAGAGGAUCCAGAGCAGGGUGAGCUGGAGAUGGAUGGAGACCAGGAUGACAUUGAGCAGGAGAGGGCUAUGCUGGACGGGGAGAAGCUGGCCCUGGAGAAUGAGAGGAUGAUUCUGGAGUGGGAAAGGAUGGUGCUCUUCCGAGAGCAGGCGGGUGUAGAGAGGGAACGGGCUGCGUUGGACCGAGACUGGGCUUCGCUUAGGAGAGAGAAGGCGUCGGUGGAGCGAAAGAGGGCGGCCGUGGAACGGGACCGAGCGCAGCUGGAGAAAGAGAGGGUGGUAAUGGAGAGAGAAUGGGAGUGGCUGGAGCAAGACAGGACUGUGCUGAACAGGCAGAAGGGAGACGUGUCAGAAGACUGCCCCGAAACCUCAGAGGAGGCUGACAAAAGUACAGAUUUGGACCUUGAACCUGCUGUCCUGGAGAGGAGACAGAAAUUCCUCACCUUAUUUGAGAAGUUGAUAGAGAACUUCUGA